AUGGCUUUCAGAUGGAGCUCUAUUAAUACAUUCCGGGAUCAUCGGACCUUCGCAGAUGUCACUAGACCCCCACAUAUGUCGGAGAAAAAUUCAGUUCAAUCCGUCCCGCCGGCACCACCAGGACCAAGACUCAUUCAAUUACAACGUGACGCUCAGGCUUACCACCGGUUGCAUAGAACAUCACUCAUUAGGGAAGCAUUGACCCUAGACCAUCUGGGGCAUACGCCAAAACUCCUACGAGAUAACGGUGAAACAGAUUUGGAGAUCACAUACGUGGGGGGGCUAAGGGUUCUUUUUCUUUUUGACGGCUCAGUAGAUGCUAAAGAUUUCUUGAAUAAUGAGAAUAGGUGGAAAGAAUUUCUGAAGUUGGUGAAUUGGAGUGACAAGACCGAUAUGCAAGUUGAGAGAGUGGCCUGGAUCAGAAUCAUAGGGCUUCCACUAUACCUAUGGGGGGAUCGUAACUUUGCCAGUAUCACUGAAUGGUUAGGGAAGACAAUAGCACCAUAUGAAGAUCUAUCAAAUAGGGUGGACCUGUCGUGUCCAAAGAUUGGAAUCCUCACAUCAAGGAAAACCAGAAUAAAUGAUGAACUACAAGUUUCCAUUGACGGGAGGGUCCUAAAAAUUGGUAUCACCGAAUUUGAUGAAGACUGGUUUCCUUUUCGAUUUGACAAGUCGGAGGAUUACUAUGAGACGCAGGAUGAGGAUGAUGAAGAAGUCGGUGAGUAUGGGAAUGAAGAAGAGGAUGGGAUAUCGGAUACGUAUAUGGGGAACUCAGACGAUGAGAAGGAAGAUGGUGAGAUAUCACCAGAAUUACAAAUGGGAAAGAAUGUGGCUCAAACGGAAGGUGGAAAAGAGACAAACGCAGAGAUCGAAGAAGAAUCUCCGACCAGGCAACCGGCGGUCAGAAGCGAGGUAAUCGGAACGUCAGAAGAAGUGCAACGGACGCCUGGUGAUCAAACGACGGUGCGGGAUUCUAUAAUGACUGAACACGAAGCGUCGCCUAGAAUCUUGGAAGCAUUAAUGGAUAACGGUAACAUCCCUGUUCUAACCCACAAUUCAAAGGACAAGUGUCAUGGCCCAGGUAUGGAAUCAAACCCAAACACAAAUGGGCUCUCUUAUGGGCUACCCCCAAUUGGUUGUUUUGGGCCGUUUACUUCCCCUAUUGUAACAAACAAAAGGCAUAGGUCAGUCAUCUGA
Molecule: messenger RNA, 1197 nt
Organism: Lactuca virosa
Lineage: Eukaryota; Viridiplantae; Streptophyta; Magnoliopsida; Asterales; Asteraceae
Source: the annotation of a GenBank genome assembly